CCACUUUGUCGUUGGUGUAAAAUGUGUAUCAACCCAGCUUGUCGUCGACCCACUUUUUUGAUCGUAGUUAUGGCUGCGAUGCUUCAACAGUUCGAUCCUCCAAGUUCAGCUAGUUCGGAAAGCGAUGCAGAAGAAAAUGAGAUCAAAGAAAUUAUUUUCGCUGAUGAUGAAAAACGAAGUGGCAAUUUCUUCGAUGCCACCCCUCCUCCAUCACCUCGGCCUCCAUCUGCAGGCUCUCAGAAAUCACCCAGAUCAAGGAGACAGAGAACCACAUCGAUGACAAUGACUCAGUCGAAGGUGACUGCUUCAGUCUCCGUUCUGCGCAGUCACACGAGGACCAUCUACACUGCCGGCAGACCACCCUGGUACAACACUGCAGGCCAACAAGCUGAACCAUUUGUCAUAGGAAUCUGCGGAGGAAGUGCAUCCGGUAAGACGACAGUUGCCACAAAAAUAAUAGAAGCUCUAAAUAUACCGUGGGUGACGUUGCUUAGCAUGGACUCUUUCUAUAAGGUAUUAAACGAGAAGCAGCACCAAUUGGCUCGCCAGAACGAGUACAACUUCGAUCAUCCAGAUGCUUUUGAUUUUGAACUUCUCAAAGAAACACUCGGCAGGUUGAAAGAAGGCAAAAAGGUGGAAGUUCCAAUUUACAAUUUCUGUACUCAUUCACGAGAAAACAGAACUGUAAGUACAUCUUUCAGUACGAGGGUCAUGUUUUUCAACCCUCGAUCACAUAUCGUAACACACAGACGAGUAUGGGGGGGGGGUGACCUUCACACAGCUGAACAGCUUGUCAUUCCCACCAAAGGCUCUAUGAUCUGUGAGGCCAGAUCCUCAAUUGUUGUCGAUGUAAAUUUCAAUUUUUCUUUUCAAUUUGUGUUAAAUAUUUCGUUUAAUUUUGAAAGCCAUAAGCCUGCCUUAAAACCUGUUCUGGACAUGAAGGUGUUUGUGGACACGGACGCGGACAUUCGGCUGGCGCGUCGACUGAACCGCGACAUCUGCCAGCGCGGCCGCGACCUGGACGGAGUGCUGAAGCAGUACCUGACGUUCGUGAAGCCGGCCUUCCAGCACUACAUCGCCCCCACCAUGGUGCACGCCGACAUCAUCGUGCCGAGAGGCGGCGACAACACCGUCGCCAUCGAGCUCAUUGUGCAUCACGUGCACACACAACUUUCUCUCCGAGGUUUUAAAGUGAGAGAAGAGCUAGCUCACUUAUUCACAGGGCAGCCUUUGCCUCGUUCCCUGCACAUGCUGCCCGAAACACCACAGAUCAAGGGCCUUCACACCUUCAUCAGAAACAAAGACACACAGAGAGACGAAUUCAUCUUCUACUCGAAACGGUUAAUACGACUAGUGAUUGAAUUCGCCUUAUCUCUACUACCUUUCAAGGACUCAUUUGUCGACACUCCACAAGGUGUGCCUUAUCAAGGCAAGCGCUGUGCCAGCAACAAAAUUUGUGGCGUGUCCAUUCUGAGAGCCGGUGAAACGAUGGAGCAAGCCGUCUGUGAUGUUUGCAAGGAUAUUCGUAUUGGCAAGAUACUUAUUCAAACCAAUAUGACUACCGGUGAACCUGAGCUGUAUUAUUUGCGACUACCAAAGGAUAUAAAAGACUACAAAGUGAUUCUGAUGGAUGCCACUGUAGCGACGGGGGCAGCUGCCAUGAUGGCCAUACGAGUAUUAUUAGACCACGAUGUUCCUGAGAAAAACAUUCUUGUUGUUUCACUACUAAUGGCUGAAUCAGGUGUGCACACCAUUGCGUAUGCAUUCCCUCAAGUGCAGAUCGUGACGUCAGCCGUCGACCCCGAGAUCAAUGAGAAGUUCUACGUGCUUCCUGGCAUCGGCAACUUCGGUGAUAGAUAUUUCGGAACAGAGCCUGGUGAUAAUUGAAACACGCUUAAUUUAUGCAACGAUAUUUUUAAUUUAGUUCAUAGUGUUUUUGUUUUAUUAUAGCAGUAAACCGGUUUUUGUCACUAUUCUACUGUUACCGUAGCAAUAACUGUUAGCUAAUCCAAUUACUUAAUAAUAAAUUAUUGGUUAAAAAAGGUUUUGUGAUAAAAUUUAUACAAUAGAUUUUAUUUACGGUAUUUACCAUUAUUUCUUUUCGGGAGUUUUCCUUCAUCAAUAAUGAACUAUCCAUGUUCAUUUCAUAUUUAUAAAAUUUACUCGAUUCUUUAGGGUGGAUGUGUUUAGUACUUGAAAAAAUUCAAGAUUCAUUGGUUUUUUUGUAACGUAAUUUUAUCAGCUAUAAUUAUUAUUUAUUAAUUUAUUGCUUCAGUUGCAAGUGGGGCAUCUUUUUUAAAUCCUUUUUGUCUCGCUUAUCAUCUUCCAUUAGAUAUACUUCAAAAGUCAAAACAGUAAUUUGUUUUUAUAGGUAAGUUGAAGGUGGCUUUAUUUUGUAAAAAAUAACUAUCCAAAAAAAUGUUAAUACAUCUGAUACUAAUAAUAAUUUCACCUGUAGUUUAGGAUCUUAAUUGGUAUCCCUUAAUUAUUGAUCUCGAAACCGAAAUUACUUACAUAAAGUCAUUAUUGAAAUUGUAAUAGUAAAUUUCUUUGAGUCUUAUCAUUUAUUACUUUGCCAGUAAAUCAAUGUUCAAUAAUUGAUUUUUGCUUCAAACUAAAUGAAGAGGCUUUUUUAUGCUAGUAAACAGUCACUUUUCUGUACUGUGCAUACUAUUUUUAAUACAUUAUUGGCUAUCUCUUUACUAACACAAUGAUGAUUUAUUUAUUGAUCAACUCUCAAAUUUUGUUCUAGCUGAAGAAAAGUUACCAGUUUCAAAACCUCCAAAGAAAAUCUUAACAAAUUUUCCGGGAAUAUAUCUCCAUUUAAAAGUUUUAUGGUGAAUUUAUCCAUGUAUUUCCGAGUGUUUCUGGAGUUGACUUUCUACUUUAUCGAUUUCUGUUAUUGAAGAUGUUCUAUUCAAUUUUCAAGCAAUAGCAUUAAGCAUUAUUCAUAUUAUUACUACUUUGAAACGGAAUAAAAUAUUAAGUAUAAAGUAUUUUCAUUGAUUACUAACAGAAUAGGAUACUUUGCAGAACUAUAAUUUUAAUUAUUCAGUAUGAUGAAUAGAGGGUAUUUUUAAAACUUCAGAAGUGUCCGUUGUGGAAUCUGUGUGCAAAGAAUGAGGAAUUUCGGCCAGAAUUUAACUUUACGAAAGAAAGGGGUUAUUUACUAAAACGGCCAAAUAGCUUUUGUUGCUUUUCCUAAUGUAAAAAUAUCUUCCGUGGAAGUAAUGGGCUUUUCCCAUGAAUCAAUAAUAAAUUAUUCCCAAACAUUAGUUGUGUUACCAAAGAAAAUAAAAAGUAGCUUUCGAUAAAAAUAUUGGAGAAUAUGCAUAACAGUUUGUUGAUAUUCACUUGAAACUGUCAGUAUAACUGUCAGUAUGGAUAUUAAUACUGUCAGUAUUAAUAGCAUCAAUGCUCCCCAUUCAAAUAAUGCUG
Messenger RNA from Nilaparvata lugens (brown planthopper), 3438 nucleotides. Its product is annotated as uridine-cytidine kinase-like 1. Gene Ontology annotation, molecular function: ATP binding; kinase activity. The transcript has 11 exons. Gene Ontology annotation, cellular component: cytoplasm. The record is from RefSeq and is a predicted model, not a curated record. The coding region runs from base 22 to 1887 and encodes 621 amino acids. Lineage: Eukaryota; Metazoa; Arthropoda; Insecta; Hemiptera; Delphacidae.